Molecule: messenger RNA, 1254 nt
Organism: Meloidogyne enterolobii
Lineage: Eukaryota; Metazoa; Nematoda; Chromadorea; Rhabditida; Meloidogynidae
Source: the annotation of a GenBank genome assembly
AAGUUUGUGUUAAACAACAAAAAGUUUUACUAUAAAAGCCUUCAUACUACACCAAUCAACGACUUUCUUCAAAGUAAUUCUUCAAUCGACGUUCUCUACAAGCAACAACAAGUCGUCAUGCUCUUCUGGUUUGACAACGGACCUGGAACGAGAAAGGCUUCGACAACUCUGCGCUCGGCUACCACCAUCUUGCCAACGCUCUUCGCUUGGACUCUCUUCGUUCUUAUGCUGCUUGGACAGGUCAACUGUGAGUACAAUGGCCCUAUCGGAUUCUACGACCACACUCUUGAAAACGGUCAAGUCACGCUCGCUGCUCACUCCAUUACUGUCAACAGAGACAACAUCGAAAAGUACACGGAGCGCGAAGGAUCCUGUGAGGCUAGAAUCAAUAACUUGGGAAAUAUCGAGGUCUACUACAGGGGAAAUGACGCAGGCAAGAACGAGAACACAAAGAAAAAUGGUUGCACUGUGGACUUGCUCACCAAACAUAAGAACAUGAUCAAGUUCAGAGCUGGAGUGAAAGACAAAGGACCAAUUGUCCAGUGCGCGACAGAUUGUGAUCCAGCAAAGACAUUUAUUGACGGCAUUAUAGAUAAUCUCAUUCCCUUCGCUUACAGCUACCAUACAACUAAGGAAAACAUUGCCAAGUUUAAGGGGGGUCAGAAAGAAGAAGAUAAUGCAGAGAUUUGUAGAAAUCCUAAAUCUGGGGAUUGUAAACAUGAUGGUAGAUACAGGUGUAUGCGUUGGGCACCUCUUACUGUUGGUUGGAACGAUUGUACUGAAAGAAAUUCUGGAAAAUCUGGAGUCUAUGCUCAUACUGCUUUGUUUGGAAUCGAUUCUUGGCAUAUAUUACAAGAAGGCCGCGACUUCAUGAGAUUUAGACUGGAGAUAACAGGGGCAGGCGGACUAGAAAUGAGUUUGUACGGAGAAAGGAUGGGAGGAGUAACGUUUAAUCCUAAUGAACGGAUUGGUAAUCCCUGGUUUGGAUCGAGGGAACUACGACCACAUUUCCAUUGCCUUGCCAGAGGAGAAGGCAUUGCCAGACCUGAGACUUGGAAAAUCGCCGGGCCAAAUCCAGCUUCCGAUCCGGCAUAUAGAUAUCUACUUACCUUCUACUUGCUUCCACAAGUCUCUGCACGGAUCGAGAAAUAUAGCGAAACCAAGGGUCCAAAAUGUGAGCAACUCUUCAUUGAAUUUGUAAGGAGUUUUAAUUUAUUUGUGAGAGAAGGCAUUGCCAAACCUAAGACUUGGUAA